Aspergillus pseudonomiae is the source of this 771-nucleotide messenger RNA. Its product is annotated as STIMATE family protein. The transcript is spliced from 2 exons. NCBI's taxonomy places the organism in Eukaryota, Fungi, Ascomycota, Eurotiomycetes, Eurotiales, Aspergillaceae. Bases 1 to 771 code for a protein of 256 amino acids. Gene Ontology annotation, cellular component: membrane. The record is from RefSeq and is a predicted model, not a curated record.
AUGUCCAUGUUCUCGGCCGGUCAAUUAGAAAUUACGAGCGAGUAUAAGCCAAACCCAUGCUCUUUCUACAUACUGAACCUAGGCAUCGAUACUACUCUCGGCAUACCGAUUCUCAUUUUCAUCCUCCACAUUUUGAACCGCCUGGCUCUUUACACACCUCUUGCAGAUCCCCCGGACUCUAUUAAGUCUGGGCACUACGGUCGUCCGCCACGAGCGACUUGGUGGUUCAAACAAUCUAUGAUAUACUUUGUGGGACUUUUGGGGAUGAAGAUAUGCGUCUUCUUCCUCAUUCAAUUGUUGCCGUUCAUCGUCAAGGUGGGCGACUGGGCUCUGCGAUGGACCGAGGGUAACACAGCCAUUCAAAUCAUCUUUGUGAUGUUGCUUUUUCCGGUAAUCAUGAAUGCGAUUCAAUAUUACAUCAUCGAUAUAUUCAUCAAGAAACCGUCGCAUGAAAUGCUAGAAGAGAGUGAGGUCGAUGACGUACUAGAUGAUAGGCACGAUCACCAUCAUGCCUUGUUGGCCGGGCUGGAAGAGGAGGUCGCAUCAGAAUCAGAAGAUGACUCUGCUGGGAAGGGCAGCAGGAAAGUAUUCGUGAGCCCUCCCCAGAAGGAUGUCGGGCGCCUAUUUGACUCUGCUGAGUACCAUCCAACCAGCGAACUGGAGCAUAGUUCUGCAUCAUCAACAUCUACUAGAGCUCGCGCCGGACAUAUUGAAAAUGAUCAUACGCUAUCAUCGGCAGAGUUUGCAACACCACAAAAAGAUCAUGACUAG